Macrosteles quadrilineatus (aster leafhopper) is the source of this 1922-nucleotide messenger RNA. RefSeq names its product threonylcarbamoyladenosine tRNA methylthiotransferase-like. Bases 156 to 1766 code for a protein of 536 amino acids. Gene Ontology annotation, cellular component: endoplasmic reticulum. The transcript has 10 exons. Gene Ontology annotation, biological process: tRNA methylthiolation. Gene Ontology annotation, molecular function: tRNA (N(6)-L-threonylcarbamoyladenosine(37)-C(2))-methylthiotransferase activity; 4 iron, 4 sulfur cluster binding. Lineage: Eukaryota; Metazoa; Arthropoda; Insecta; Hemiptera; Cicadellidae. The record is from RefSeq and is a predicted model, not a curated record.
AGUUGGGUUGGGAUUGUUUCUGUUUGAGAUUGAGUUAUUUGAUGUUCUAUAGUUUUGUGUGUCUGUGUAUGAAAUAGUGUCAAUACACAAAUAUGUAUUUAUAAACUAAAUUAAACGAAAGAUCAUCCACGCAAUACAUUUUUACUUACAUUACGAUGCCAGCAAUCUGUAGCGAGAUUAUAGAUGACAUUGAAGAUCUAAUCUCAUCUCAAGAAAUAACACCGAAAGAUCGAUAUCGUAACAAGAAAAAUGUUACAGUUAGAGUUAAAAAGCUAAAGUCUAUAUCUUCAGUGAAAAAUGAACAUAAUGGAAAAGACGAAUUUAACGUUCCUCACAGUAUCAUUCCAGGAACUCAGACUGUUUAUUUGAAGACCUGGGGAUGUACUCACAACAGCUCUGACAGUGAAUACAUGGCCGGACAGUUGGCAUCUUACGGCUACACUUUGACUAAUGAUAAAGGUAAAGCUGAUCUUUGGCUACUGAACAGCUGCACUGUAAAGAAUCCAGCAGAAGACCAUUUUAGGAACGAGAUCUCCGCGGGCCAGUCAGCUGGUAAACCUGUGGUGGUGGCAGGUUGUGUACCACAGGGAGCUCCACGAGCAGAAUAUCUCAAGGGACUCAGUGUCAUCGGAGUCCACCAGAUAGACAGAGUUGUGGAAGUUGUUGAGGAGGCGUUGAAAGGUAACUCUGUUCGUUUACUUGGUUUGAAAAAGGCAGCUGGGAAAAAAUUAGGAGGAGCCUCGUUGGAUUUACCCAAAGUUCGAAGAAACCCUUUGAUAGAGAUAAUAGCCAUAAACACAGGCUGUCUGAACCAGUGCACUUACUGCAAGACCAAACAUGCUCGAGGGGACCUGGGAAGCUAUCCUCUUGAAGAGAUUGUGGAGCGAGCUCGACAGUGUUUCAGCGAAGGUGUGAAGGAGGUCUGGCUGACAUCGGAGGACACAGGCACUUAUGGACGGGACAUCGGCACGUCACUGCCCGAGCUGUUGUGGCGUCUGGUGGAGGUUAUACCUGAGGACUGUAUGUUGAGAGUGGGGAUGACCAACCCUCCAUACAUCCUGGAACAUCUGGAGGAGAUGGCAAGAAUAUUGAGUCACCCGAGAGUUUAUGCUUUCCUUCAUGUUCCGGUGCAAUCAGGAAGUGACUCUGUGUUGGGUGAUAUGAAGAGAGAGUAUUGUCGUAUUGACUUUGAAAAAGUUGUUGACUUUCUACGGCUAAAAGUACCUGGAAUCACCAUAGCUACGGACAUAAUCUGUGGAUUUCCCACUGAAACAGAGAGUGACUUUGAGGAGACUAUGAGUCUUUGUGACAAAUAUCGCUUCCCUUCGCUGUUUAUCAACCAGUUUUUCCCUCGGCCUGGUACUCCAGCCGCUAGGCUUCCAAGAAUACCAACAGACCAGGUGAAGCAGAGAACCAAGAGGUUAUCGGAGUUGUUUCAGUCGUAUGAGCCGUACUCUCACAAACUUGGCACGAGACAACGGAUCUUGAUUACUGAAGAGGCAUUUGACGGGAAAAAUCUUGUCGGCCACAAUAAGUAUUAUGAACAGGUAUUAGUGGAGAACAAGCCCGAUCUGAUGGGAAGAGCAAUAGAUGUGGACAUAGUCGAGACUAAGAAACAUUGCAUGAUAGGAAGAAUUGUUACUGAUUCAUCAGUCUCAUGUAAAGCAUCUUCUCAGCUGUGCACUUUCUUGCCCUCUUCUAUAUAUUCAAUUGUUUUUAUUGCUCUGCUGGCCAGACUGUUCUGGUCAUUAUUUGUAAAUAUAUAAAACUUGUACAUUUUGUAAAAUUUGAUUUCAAUUUACAUGAAUUAUUCUUUCCCUUUUUGCCCUCAAAGAAUCGGUUCAGUUUGUUUGGUAAAAAAUGUGAUGCCUGUUUUGAUUAAACCUAGAUAUUUCUUACAAUAAAACUGUUGAUUUUGAAAA